Messenger RNA from Manis javanica (Malayan pangolin), 1393 nucleotides. RefSeq names its product RNA polymerase I and III subunit C (gene POLR1C). Gene Ontology annotation, cellular component: RNA polymerase I complex; RNA polymerase III complex. NCBI's taxonomy places the organism in Eukaryota, Metazoa, Chordata, Mammalia, Pholidota, Manidae. Gene Ontology annotation, molecular function: protein dimerization activity; DNA binding. The record is from RefSeq and is a predicted model, not a curated record. Gene Ontology annotation, biological process: DNA-templated transcription.
UGGGACGUGGACGGAGGCAGGGCAGAGGCUCGCGAUAUUUUAAGAGUCCCGGCAGUGAUGCGUUGUCACGGAGACGGAGGAGUACAACUAGAACGCAUGCCUCAAUUUGAUACCCUCGUCACGUGGAGGGGUGGAAGAUGGCGACAGUUCAGGCCGUGGAGGAGAUUCGGAACCGCGUGGUUCUAGGGGAGUUCGGGGUUCGCAAUGUUCAUACCACCGACUUCCCCGGUAACUAUUCGGGCUAUGACGAUGCCUGGGACCAGGACCGCUUCGAGAAGAAUUUUCGUGUGGAUGUGGUACACAUGGAUGAGAGCUCACUGGAGUUUGACAUGGUGGGAAUCGACGCAGCCAUUGCCAAUGCUUUUCGGCGCAUUCUAUUAGCUGAGGUUCCAACCAUGGCUGUGGAGAAGGUCCUGGUGUACAACAACACAUCCAUUGUCCAGGAUGAGAUUCUCGCUCAUCGCUUGGGGCUCAUUCCCAUUCAUGCUGAUCCCCGUCUUUUUGAAUAUUGGAACCAAGGAGAUGAGGAAGGCACAGAGAUAGAUACUUUGCAGUUUCGGCUGCAAGUCAGGUGCACUCGGAACCCCCAUGCUGCUAAAGAUUCCUCUGACCCCAACGAACUCUAUGUGAACCACAAAGUGUACACCAGGCACAUGACAUGGGUGCCCCUGGGGAACCAGGCUGACCUCUUCCCAGAGGGCACUAUCCGACCAGUGCAUGAUGACAUCCUCAUUGCUCAGCUGCGGCCUGGUCAGGAGAUUGACCUACUCAUGCACUGUGUUAAGGGCAUUGGCAAAGAUCAUGCCAAGUUUUCACCUGUGGCAACAGCUAGUUAUAGGCUGCUGCCAGACAUCACCCUGCUUGAGCCUGUGGAAGGGGAUGCAGCUGAGGAGUUGAGCCGGUGCUUCUCACCCGGUGUUAUUGAGGUGCAGGAAGUCCAAGGUAAAAAGGUGGCCAGAGUUGCCAAUCCCCGGCUAGAUACCUUCAGCAGGGAAGUCUUUCGGAAUGAGAAGCUAAAGAAGGCUGUACGGCUUGCUCGGGUUCGGGACCAUUACAUCUUCUCUGUUGAAUCAACAGGGGUGUUGCCACCUGAUGUGCUGGUGAGUGAGGCCAUCAAGGUACUCAUGGGGAAGUGUCGGCGAUUCUUGGAUGAACUAGAUGCCAUUCAGAUGGACUGAAGUUUGCACCACAUUUAUUGGAUGCUUCUGAGGCAAGCUGAAGAUUGUGAAUUCUGACCUGCCCCCACAGGACUGCUGUAGAGAACCCAGUAUGACUAAGGGUCCCAGGUUUUUUGAGACAAUCCCAGCCUCAUUUUCAGUCAAUACAUGUGUUAAAUGUGUCACAAAAUGUGACUUCAUGCCUUUGUAAGGCUUUACUAUAAAUAAAUUCACAU